Messenger RNA from Opisthocomus hoazin, 2171 nucleotides. Lineage: Eukaryota; Metazoa; Chordata; Aves; Opisthocomiformes; Opisthocomidae. The record is from RefSeq and is a predicted model, not a curated record.
AUGAAAGGCUUUGAUGAACGUCUUGUUCAGUACAAGAAUGGAAGCGUUGAAUAUGAGACGCGGUCAUGGUUACAGCUCUUGGCAGUGUUCCUGCCUGACCAUCGCUACAGAAUCGUCUGUAUAGCAUUGCCAUCUCAAGAGGGGCUGCAGUGCCACUUGCUGAGAAUUUUUGGUUCAGGAGCUGGCAGACUCCACAGGGGGAAGCUGGGCAGGUAUCCUCCAUGGCCAGGAAAGAUUGUUAAUCCACCUAAAGAUCUGAAGAAACCUCGUGGAAAAAAGUGCUUCUUUGUGAAGUUUUUUGGAACAGAAGAUCAUGCUUGGAUCAAAGUGGAGCAACUGAAGCCUUAUCACCCUCACAAAGAGGAAAUGAUAAAGAUUAACAAGGGUAAGCGCUUCCAGCAAGCUGUGGAUGCUGUAGAGGAGUUUCUUAGAAAAACCAAAGGCAAAGACCAGGCGUCUUCCCAUAACUCCAAUGAAGAGAAGAAUCGACGUAAUUCCAGUGAAGAAAGAAGCAAGCAAUCUGCUGGUGAAGAGAAACGCAAAGCCAGUUUGUCUGAAGGGAAGGUGAAGAAGGGCACAGGGGAAGGAAAAAAGAGGGUCUCUUCUGUAUCGUCAGAGAGAGGAUCAAAAUCACCUUUGAAAAGAGCCCAGGAUCAGAGCCCCCGAAAGCGGGGGCGUCCACCCAAGGAUGAGAAGGACCUCACAAUCCCAGAGCCAAGUACAGUGAAGAGAAUGAUGACUGGAACAGUGGCUGGAUUUAAAUGGCCGCCAAGCGUCAGUGAGCCUGUGAAGCACAGUGAUCCACACUUUCAUCACUUCCUGCCGAGCCAGACAGAGAAGCCAGCUGUCUGCUAUCAAGCCAUCACAAAGAAGCUGAAGGUUUGUGAAGAGGAAACAGGAUCCACCUCCAUCCAAGCAGCAGACAGCACGGCAGUCAAUGGCAGUAUCACGCCUACAGACAAAAAGAUAGGAUUUCUGGGACUUGGCCUCAUGGGAAGUGGCAUUGUCUCCAACUUGCUGAAGAUGGGUCACACUGUCACUGUCUGGAACCGGACUGCUGAGAAGUGUGAUUUGUUCAUCCAGGAGGGGGCUCGGCUGGGAAGAACCCCCGCUGAAGUUGUGUCCACCUGUGACAUCACUUUUGCCUGUGUAUCAGACCCAAAGGCAGCAAAGGAUCUGGUACUUGGUCCGAGUGGAGUACUGCAGGGGAUUCGCCCAGGGAAGUGUUAUGUGGAUAUGUCCACCGUGGAUGCAGAUACAGUCACAGAGUUGGCCCAGGUGAUAGUGUCCCGGGGUGGUCGCUUUUUGGAAGCACCGGUCUCAGGAAAUCAGCAGCUGUCUAAUGAUGGGAUGCUUGUGAUCCUGGCUGCUGGCGACAGGGGUUUAUAUGAGGACUGCAGUAGCUGUUUCCAAGCGAUGGGGAAGACCUCUUUUUUUCUAGGUGAAGUAGGCAAUGCUGCCAAGAUGAUGCUGAUUGUGAACAUGGUCCAAGGCAGCUUCAUGGCAACGAUAGCAGAAGGACUGACUUUGGCUCAAGUGACUGGCCAGUCCCAACAGACCCUUCUGGAUAUCCUCAAUCAGGGACAACUUGCCAGCAUCUUCCUGGACCAGAAGUGCCAAAAUAUCUUGCAAGGAAACUUUAAACCUGAUUUUUACCUGAAAUACAUACAGAAGGAUCUUAGAUUAGCUAUUGCACUGGGCGAUUCUGUCAACCACCCAACUCCCAUGGCAGCUGCUGCCAAUGAGGUCUAUAAACGAGCAAAAGCAUUGGACCAAUCGGACAACGACAUGUCUGCAGUGUACAGAGCCUACAUCCACUAGGCUGCACCGUUCUUACUGUUAAUACUAUGGUUAUUGAUUAAUAUUAUUAUGAUACUGAGUUUUAACUCUGGACCAGUCCAUCUCUGUCUCUCCAUUUCCUUUUAUACACAGACUUUGAGAUCUGCCAUGGAGGCAGCUGCUGCGGUGAGCCUUCCCCUGGUGGCAGAAGGGGGGGAGGAGGGGGCUUGGAUUGUUACAGUCAAAUUAGAAAAAUCCAUGCCAUGCACUGACAGUCAUGGAACAGAACAGUGGCGGCUUGUUCAGAAGCUCUGGGGCAACUCUGCCAGAAAUCUGCUGCUUGGCUGCUUUUAUUUCCCUCUUUGUAUGCUUGUCCAAGAUGCUGUUUCUAA